AUGACGGCCGUGGAUAACAGCCAGGCGCCCGCUAUCCUAGCCACAGGCUCCGUAUUCACGGCGUUGAGUGUACUGGCCGUUAUCCUCCGUUUCGUGGCGCGACGUAUCAAAAGGGCACAACUUGGGUGGGACGACUGGACUAUAUUGGCUGCACUUGUUAUGUUUAUACUAUGCGAAGGACUGGAAAUGACAGGAGCCAAAGCGCUGCUACAGGUCAAAAAUGGGACUGAAGAUCCGAAUUAUCGGACAUAUGCUAAAUAUAUUUACAUCUACGGAGUAUUCUACUACCCAGCAAUCGCCCUCACCAACAUAUCCAUUCUCCUCCUCUACCGGCGGAUAUUUGACACCGGCUGGUUCAAACGUGUCGCCUCAUUGUGUCUUUUACUCAUCAUACUACAAAUCAUCUGGGCGAUACCCGGCGCCCUCGUGGAGAUCUGGGUUUGCAACCCGCCAUCAUCAUACUGGGAAUCUUUAACGCCACAAUGUAUCAAGUUCGGCACUUAUUGGAUUGUGUUGAUGAUUACGGAAUUGGUGUUUGAAGCCUGUAUGCUUCUGUUACCGAUCAGUGAGGUGUUGAAGUUGCAGCUUUCGUUGAGACGGAGGUUGAGUGUUUGUGGGAUCUUUAUGCUUGGGAGCUGUGUAAUCAUCACCGGCAUCAUCCGCGUCGUCAUCUGUUACCGCGGCCCCGGUGCACUUCAACUCGACAAAGACGCCCUAUGGCUCAACAUCCACACCGGUAUUGCCAUCAUCUCGGCUUGCCUACCAACUUACAAACCUCUCGUAUCCUCAGCGAAAAGCAAGAUAUCUGCCUCUGGUACCGAUAAUUCCGCUAGUGGUGCCGGAAGUGUCGCAGACCCUCGCGGCCAGAAACGUGGGAGCAGGUAUAAAGAUUCUGGAUUUGUCGAUGCGGACCCAAAUAAUGGGAAUAAUGUCAAUGGUCGAAAGGCUAGUGCAAAGGGGUGGAUGAGCAUGGAUUCAGUUGAUACUCUGAGAGAAGAAGGCGCAAGAGAUGAAGAAGAGGACAUUAGGCUUGCUGAGCUAAGAGAUGGCUUGCAGGCACAAAAGUGA
Messenger RNA from Talaromyces amestolkiae, 1068 nucleotides. RefSeq lists its product as uncharacterized. The record is from RefSeq and is a predicted model, not a curated record. Bases 1 to 1068 code for a protein of 355 amino acids. Lineage: Eukaryota; Fungi; Ascomycota; Eurotiomycetes; Eurotiales; Trichocomaceae. The transcript has 4 exons.